This is a messenger RNA of Exophiala viscosa, 1944 nucleotides long. Its product is annotated as salicylate hydroxylase. The record is from RefSeq and is a predicted model, not a curated record. The transcript is spliced from 2 exons. Gene Ontology annotation, molecular function: FAD binding; monooxygenase activity. NCBI's taxonomy places the organism in Eukaryota, Fungi, Ascomycota, Eurotiomycetes, Chaetothyriales, Herpotrichiellaceae. Bases 338 to 1684 code for a protein of 448 amino acids.
GAGCGAAAGUCACAAGGCGGAAAAAGCCCAUUUCUGGUUAUUCCAACCUCAUUUAAUAAACUCUGUCGGCAGUCGUGUGGUUUGAUGUGCCGGCCAUGGAAGAUAUCUUGAACUCGGGAGUCAACAAGAACGUUUGAAAGCUGGUUGAGUUUGACGAAGGCUGAAAUUGUGGUCCUGUGAUCGUCAACGUGGCAACAACAGACUUGGUGAACACGAACCCAAGGUAGACUUCGAACCGUGAUCAUCUUGGAAAGCUUGUUCAAAGAGCCAUUCUUUUGCUCGCUGGUCUUUCAAAGGCAUUUCGCAAGCGGCACCAAGCAUCUCGAAAGUCAUAAACAUGCCGGAGUUAGCAAAGCUGCCACCUUCGGGUAUCAAGGUGCUUAUAGUCGGAGCAGGGUUUGGUGGUUUAUGCGCCGCCAUUGAAUGCAAUCGGAAAGGCCAUGAAGUCAUACUAUUGGAAAAGGUCAAACAGCUCAAGCCUCUAGGGGAUGUCAUCAGUUUCUCCUCAAACUCGGGUCACAUAUUCGAGAGAUGGGAGGGUGUAGUUGACGAGCUCGACCCCAUCGUCCAUAAAAGCACUGGACUGGAUUUCCACGACUGGAUGGGCAACUUCGCGACUCGACAGCAAUGGGGGGAUGAGAAGCAAUGGGGACGACGCAUAAACGGACAUAGAGGCCAGAUCCAUGACGUGGUGUACAAACAUGCCAAAGCGAGAGGUGUUGAUAUUCGACUUGGUCAAACUGUCACCGAUUAUUUCGAGACCGAUACCGAGGCAGGUGUUGUUUCAAAUGGUGAGAAAGUGGUCGCAGAUUGUGUCUUUGCUGCAGAGGGUGUCAAGUCUGCUGGCAGGAAGAUUGUGUUGGGUACCGAGGAUCCGCCAAAGCCGUCAGGCUAUGCUGUUUAUCGCUCAUGGUUUGACUCGGACGAGCUUGCUAAGAAUGAGAGGACAAAGCACCUCGUUAUAAACGGUGACACGCAUACUGGAUGGAUUGGCGAAGACAAGCACUUUCUGGCUGCGUCAGUGAAGAACGGAAAGGAGUUCAGCUGGGUGUUGACACACAAGGACGAUGGUGAUAUCGAGGAAGACUGGCAGUUCCCGGGAAACAAGGAUGAGGUGAAGAAACACUUGGCCGGUUGGGCGCCGGUAGUCCACGACAUUGUCGAUGCAACUCCCCCCGACCGACUCGUCGAUUACAAGCUGGUCUUCCGAGAUCCAUUACCGACCUUCAUAUCACCAAAGGCUCGCAUCUGUCUCAUCGGCGAUGCUGCACAUCCAUUCUUACCGACAUCGAUCCAGGGAGCCAGUCAGUCGAUGGAAGACGGAGUGACGUUAGCCAUCACUCUGCAGAAGGCAGGCAAAGCGGAUGUUCCUCUCGCUAUCCGGGCAUAUGAGGCUAUCCGGUAUGGACGUGUUCACCGAGCUCAGAUGACGGGUGUAACAACGCGAGAACAGUGGCACAAAGCUGACUGGAAUGAGAUAUGGAAAGAUGUCACAGUGUUGCACCUGAAGAGAGAAGCAUGGUUGUUGGACUUCGAUGCCGAAACUCACGCGUACGAAGUGGUUGAUGAUGUUUUGAAGGAUUUGAGGCAAGGCAAACCUGUCAAGACUGAGACCCCACCUGAGUCUGAACAGAAGAGUGGCAUUCAGACGGUGAUAGCCACAGAGGUUGACCAACUAGCAUGAAAUGUGAGUCGUAGAGAAUAAAACCCAAUGUUGUAAUAUGAACGGCAGGCAGCCUUGUCACUGGUUCGGGAACUCGGGGCCAGGCCAUCAACUCAGAAUUGCUUCAAUGUUCGAAGUACCAUGCUGCGUGUAGAUCUCAACAUCUCCUCCAAAUUGCGCAUAGACGACGUCUCUGGCCAUCUCGCCAUGUAUGCGAGCAUCCUAGCCACAAGCGAACCGGGCCUGGCUCGGUUGGAAUAGAUUUCGCGACUAGGUUGCUC